CUUGACGGGUGGCGGCGCUUCGGGCAAAUCUCCUGACGGCCCGAGAGGACCGGGCCCGCCCCGCGGGGGCCUCGGCUCAGGCGGAAGUUCGCGCAUGCGGCGCCGUGGCGGGCCGGUGUCUGCGCACAGCGGGGGCGACCGCGUGCAUCAUGGGGCGGCGGUCGCGGGGCCGGCGUCUCCAGCAGCAGCAGCAACAAGAGCAACAGCAGCGGCAGCGGCCCGAGGGCGCGGAGGACGGGGCCGAGGGCGGCGGGAAGCGCGGCGAGGCGGGCUGGGAAGGCGGCUACCCCGAGAUCGUCAAGGAGAACCAGCUGUUCGAGCACUACUACCGCGAGCUCAAGAUCGUGCCUGAGGGCGAGUGGGACCGCUUCAUGGGCGCUCUCAGGGCGCCCCUCCCGGCCACUUUGAGAAUUACUGGUUACAAAAGCCAUGCAAAAGAAAUUCUGCACUGCUUGAAGAACAAGUAUUUUAAGGAGUUGGAGAACUUGGAAGUGGAUGGUCAGAAAGUCGAGGUUCCACAGCCACUGAGUUGGUAUCCUGAAGAACUUGCUUGGCACACAAAUUUAAGUCGAAAAAUCUUGAGAAAGUCCCCUCUGUUGGAAAGGUUUCAUCAGUUCCUGAUUAGCGAAACUGAGUCUGGAAAUAUCAGCCGUCAGGAAGCAGUCAGCAUGAUCCCGCCACUACUGCUAAACGUCCAGCCACAUCACAAGAUCUUAGAUAUGUGUGCAGCACCUGGAUCAAAGACCGCACAGUUGAUUGAAAUGCUCCAUGCCGACAUGAAUGUCUCCUUUCCAGAGGGAUUUGUUAUCGCUAACGAUGUGGACAACAAGCGCUGCUAUCUGCUUGUUCAUCAAGCCAAGAGGCUGAGCAGCCCCUGCAUCAUGGUGGUGAACCACGACGCAUCCAGCAUCCCAAGACUCAUGGUGGACGUGCACGGAAGGAAGGAGGUUCUCUUCUACGACCGGAUUCUGUGCGAUGUCCCUUGCAGUGGGGACGGCACUAUGAGGAAAAACAUCGAUGUCUGGAAGAAGUGGAGCACCUUGAACAGCUUGCAGCUGCAUGGCUUACAGCUCCGGAUUGCGACUCGAGGUGCCGAGCAGCUAGCAGAAGGGGGUCGGAUGGUGUACUCCACAUGCUCCCUCAACCCCGUUGAGGACGAGGCCGUCAUAGCUUCACUCCUGGAAAAAAGCGAAGGAGCUCUAGAGCUUGCCGAUGCGUCUGCCGAGUUGCCGGGGCUGAAGCGGAUGCCUGGACUCACGCAGUGGAAGGUCAUGACCAGAGAGGGGCAGUGGUUUGCGGACUGGGAUGAGGUUCCCUGCAGCAGACACACCCAGAUCCGGCCCACCAUGUUCCCACCCAAGGACCCCGAGAAGUUGCAGGCCAUGCACCUGGAGCGCUGCCUGAGGAUUUUGCCACACCAUCAGAACACUGGAGGAUUCUUCGUGGCGGUCUUGGUGAAAAAGUCUUCAAUGCCGUGGAAUAAGCGUCAGCCGAAGGUCCAGGGUAUGUGUGCAGUGAGCAGACAGAGCACAGAGCCAGGCCUGGCGGCUCCUGAGGAGGGGGUGCCCAGCGAGCCCCCCGAGCUGCACAGCGGGGCGGCUGCAGGGCCGGGCGACACAACAGCUGCGCCAACAGCUGAGGACCCAGAGUCCGGCGAGAGCAAGAAGGACGGCGUUUGCGGGCCGCCGCCCUCGAAGAAGAUGAAGUUACUGGGGUUUAAGGAAGACCCGUUUGUGUUCAUUCCCGAAGAUGACCCGCUCUUCCCACCUAUUGAGAAGUUCUACGCUCUGGAUCCCUCGUUCCCAAGGAUGAAUCUGCUGACUCGAACCACAGAAGGGAAGAAGAGGCAGCUCUACAUGGUGUCCAAGGAGCUGAGGAGCGUGCUGCUGAACAACAGCGAGCGGAUGAAGGUCAUUAACACAGGGAUAAAAGUCUGGUGUCGAAACAACAGUGGAGAAGAGUUCGAUUGUGCUUUCCGGUUGGCACAAGAGGGCAUAUAUACAUUGUAUCCGUUUAUUAACUCAAGAAUUAUUACUGUAUCCAUGGAGGAUGUGAAGAUCCUGUUGACCCAGGAAAAUCCGUUUUUUAGAAAACUCAGCAGCGAGACAUACAGUCAAGCCAAGGACAUGGCGAAGGGAAGCGUUGUGCUGAAGUACGAACCGGAUCCCACGAAUCCGGAGGCCCUCCAGUGCCCCAUCGUGCUGUGUGGGUGGCGGGGAAAGGCCUCCAUUCGGACCUUCGUGCCCAAGAACGAGCGGCUGCACUACCUCAGGAUGAUGGGGCUGGAGGUGCUGGGCCAGAAGAAGAAAGAGGGGCCCCCCCCUCCUGGCAGGAGUGUGGCCAGCUCCGGGCCGCCGGAGGAGGAGCAGCAGCCCCGAGCGGAAGAGGCCGGCCCGGAGGGCGCUGCAGCAGGCUGUGCCCCGGCCCCAGCCGAGCCUCCCCGAUGAGGAUGCCAGAGCCCGAGCUGGCUUCCCUGGGCCUUGGCGUCAGACAGCAGCCCAGAGCCACCUCGGAGCUGAGCCGGGAGGUGUGUUGAGGACAGGCCCUGUGGAGUGCUCGCUCAGUACUGCGCUCAGUACUGCUCUCCACGGAGCUUGGGAAGUGCUUGGGUGCCUUGCGCUGUUCGCUUCACUGGUCUCUGGCAGCGGGUCGAGUGUCUGACUUCCCCAGUGUUCCUUCGGUGCAGAAGAAAAGCCGCCCUUGCAGGGGCUUUGGGCCCCUUUCCUACACCUGCGUCUCUCUAAAGGCCGGGCUUUUAAAAGCUGUUGUUCCUGCUGCGCGCAUCGGCCUGUGAGGUGGCUGGCGAGCACGGGCGGCCGUGUCCUGUGCCUUUGUGACAUGGGAAGGGGACCUUCCGAGUCCGAGCUCGUCUGGGUGUGACACUGUCAGCUGUGUGUGCUUUUAUUCAGUGGGUGCUUUGCAGCUUUUACUUUCUAAGGAGGUUGGAAGUCCUGGGGAUCCUCAAAUAAAGAGCUCUUCAUGAUGA
Molecule: messenger RNA, 2986 nt
Organism: Heterocephalus glaber (naked mole-rat)
Lineage: Eukaryota; Metazoa; Chordata; Mammalia; Rodentia; Bathyergidae
Gene: Nsun2
Product: NOP2/Sun RNA methyltransferase 2
Biological process (GO): tRNA methylation
Cellular component (GO): cytoplasm; nucleus
Molecular function (GO): tRNA (cytidine-N5)-methyltransferase activity; tRNA binding
Source: RefSeq, a predicted model, not a curated record